CCGAGCCGAGGAGUAACCGAAGCAGUCGCCAUAUUCUUGUUGCUGGUCCUCGGAGCAUCGUCGUUUGGAUUAGAACAAAAUUGAUUCGUAAUAAAUUCAUCAGAAAUCUUGUCUAUCUAAUCGCGAGGAAUAAAUUCGUGAAAGGAAGAUGAGUUAUGGUAGACCGCCGCCCCGCAUUGACGGGAUGGUCUCUCUGAAAGUCGACAAUCUUACGUACAGGACAACGCCGGAAGAUCUUAGGCGCGUGUUUGAGCGCUGUGGUGAAGUCGGCGAUAUUUACAUCCCUCGUGAUCGCUUCACGCGCGAAAGUCGCGGUUUCGCAUUUGUCAGAUUUUAUGAUAAGCGUGAUGCGGAAGAUGCAUUAGAUGCUAUGGAUGGAAGGCUGUUGGAUGGCAGGGAACUCCGAGUUCAAAUGGCACGUUAUGGACGUCCGACAUCUCCUCAUCGAAGUCGCGGAAGUCGUCGUCGUGGAAGGUCACGUAGUAGAAGUAGAGAUCGCAGACGUUCUCGAUCUCGAUCCCGCAGUAGAUCACGUAGCCGCGAUAGAGAUCGCAGGCGUUCCUAUAGUCGCAGUCGCAGUCGUUCUCGUUCUGAUAGUAAAAGCUCGCGCGGAAAAUCACGCUCACGUAGCAAGUCGCAGGACAGGCAAAAGGACAGUCGUUCCAAAUCUAGGGACUGAGCUUGUCCAAGAGCGUAUAAGAGGAAAACAAUGAAUGCGCGCGCAUCCAACGAGAGCCGAAUAAUCUGUGUUGAGAUUGCAAAAGGUAUUCUAUCACCUACUAUAGCAACACUCGCACGCUUCAUGUUCUUCUAUCAUUUAAAUACAUACAUGUUAUAUAUAUAUAUAUAUAUAUAUAUAUAUAUAUAUAUAUAUUUCAAUUAAUAUUACAUAUUUUCUUUUUUGUGGAGACGCGUUUAAUUUCUGCCCUAUAAUACGUGUAUUUUUUUCACAUGCUUUCCUUUUAUUCGCGUUAUGACGUUUUCGUUAUGCAACUAUCAUAAACUCACGUUUCUUGAAUAAUCAAUAAAUUAAUCAAUAAAUUCUGCUCAUAUAAGUGAUGAUUUAAUUUUUGAUUGUACUCUGUAAUUCAACAUCAUUUUAAUUGAUAAAUUUUAUGAUGUUAGAUUUAUGCGUUACGUUUGUCGUGAAACCUACAAAGUUACAUAUAGCGUUUAUUUUUCAUUGACAUUAAUAUUGCAAAAUGGAAAGCCUUUGAAGCCCCUAUUAUGAUUUAGUCUUCUAUUUUCUAAAUAUUCUCUAUCAUAUUUCAAAUAUUCUCUAGCAUAUAAUGUCUAGUAAAACUUUUAUACACUUUUAAACAAUGUUGACAAACAUUGCAAAUAAAGUUUAUUUGAAAACUCUUCAGACUUACCAUAACUAUCGUAUCUUAUAAACAAAUCUCAUUUUGAGUGAAAUUUGAAAUUUGGAAAGUGGUGAAUAAAAUUAUUACAUAGAUAUUAAUUAUGAGUCAAAUUAAUGAUGUUAUUUUAGAGAUACAUUAACUUAAUAUCGACUAAACCAUCGACUUGCCAUCUUGUCUUAUUGAAUAAUCAAUUAGUUUCGUAAUUAGUAUGAUAAUAUUCAGUAUAUAAUUUAUGAAAUUUGCUCUUUUACUUUCUUUUAUUGAUAAAAUAACAAUAUUAUUGAAAAUAAUGGAUAAGAACAUAAUCUCUAUAUAAUCAAAGAGACAGAUAAAUAAAACAAACUGCAUACAAUACUGCAUACAAUUAAACUUGAAUAUUGCAGUAAUUUAUAAAAACUAAAAAAAAUAUGCUUUAUAAUGUUUUCAUUGCUUAAGAAUGUUUUUGUCAACAAUGUCUUUAGGUGUGUAAUAUACUAAAUUCAAGGAAAAUAUUUUAACACUUGAAGAUCAAUUAAAAUUUUUAGGUUUAUUCUCAUGCACGACAAUAUAUUUUUAGAAGUAAGUUUUGCGUUGAUAGGCAAUCGUUCAUGUAAAUCCGCAUAUCGUAGAUUCAUUUGUAAUAAAGCGCAAUGGAUUGCAGAAAACAGAA
Cataglyphis hispanica is the source of this 2013-nucleotide messenger RNA. RefSeq names its product serine/arginine-rich splicing factor 2 (gene SC35). NCBI's taxonomy places the organism in Eukaryota, Metazoa, Arthropoda, Insecta, Hymenoptera, Formicidae. The transcript has 4 exons. Gene Ontology annotation, molecular function: RNA binding. Bases 149 to 679 code for a protein of 176 amino acids. The record is from RefSeq and is a predicted model, not a curated record.